GAAGAAGGACGAAGCCAACUUGGAAGUGGUCCAUUGAAAGGUUGAUAGCGCGACCUCCUGUACUGUAGAAUGUAGUAUGGACUAUAGGACAGGACGAAGACCUCCUGUACUGUAGAAUGUAGUAUGGACCAUAGGACAGGACGUUAAGAAGCUGUGGAGGCCUAAGAUGCUCUACUAGUCUGCUGGAAAUCCAAAGAAGACGAAGGAGUCAAAAGCAAAAUGGCGUUUGACAGAGAAGGCCUAAACGUGGCCACUGGCCAUUAUUGUUUCUCUAUUUGUAUUUAGUGCAUACAUGUACGCAUAUAUGUCGUGUAGUAGAUGAAACAUUGUUAGUCAUUGUUUGUAUCCGGAUACAUUAGUCUGAGCGCACUUUAUCAAGUCUUGUGCUAGUUAGCUUAGCUUGCUAGUUAGCUUAGCUUGGUAGCUGCUAACAAAGAGACGCGGACGUUAUCAACACAUCGCUAAGUAGAGAUCAAAUGUGAGUGUAAAGUGUUGUGAUUGUGGGAAAAUGUGCGAAAGAACGAUAGCAAAGUAUGAGGAGGAACUUUGUCCAACAAAAGAGGAGAAGGAGCGACAACAUCAACUACUGGACGCUGUUUUCAAGAAACAUCAAGUUGUGUUACACAGAACAGACGUCCAGCAGCCCCCCUCACAUUAAAGAGGAAGAGGAGGAUCCACAUCCCUACCACAUUAAAGAGGAAGAGGAGGAAGUGUGGAUCACUCAGGAGGAAGAGUGUCUUCUAGGGCAGGAGGAGGCUGAUCUCAGCAAGUUUCCACUGACUGUUGUCUCUGUGAAGACUGAAGAGCAUGAAGACAAACCACCUGAGUCCUCACAGCUUCAUCACAAUCCAAACGUCCCUCACAUUAAAGAGGAAGAGGAGGAUCCACAACACCCCCACAUUAAAGAUGAAGAAGAGGAUCCACAGCCGCCCCACAUUAAAGAGGAAGAGGAGGAAGUGUGGAUCACUCAGGAGGGAGAGUGUCUUCUGGGGCAGGAGGAGGAUGAUGUCAGCAACUUUCCACUGACUGUUGUCUCUGUGAAGACUGAAGAGCAUGAAGACAAACCACCUGAGUCCUCACAGCUUCAUCACAGUCCAAACGUCCAGCGGGUGUCAGCGGGGAGUCAUGAAGAGGAGUGGCACACCAGUGUGGGACAGAAGGAGCUACAGGCCCCCUCCCACAUUAAAGAGGAGCAGCUUCAUGAUGAAGAUGAAGCUCAGUCCUUACAGCUUCAUCACAGUCAAAGUGAGGAGAACAGAGGGGCGGAGCUUGUAAGUCAACACAUCACAGAAGCUGAUGGAGAGCAUUGUGAAGAUAUCAAGUCAGAACCAGACAGCAUCUUUGCUCCACUGUCAGACAUGGACCACAUGAUGUCACACUCUUCUGAUCACAGUGACCACAUCCAAAAACCUUUGGAGAGUAAAAAUGAGUCUAAAGGUGAUACGAGACAUCACACUAACAACAAACACUUUGACUGCUCUCAAUGUGGGAAAUCAUUUAGAUUGAAGAGCAAUUAUACAGUACACAUGAGAAUACAUACUGGGGAGAAACCUUUUACUUGCUCUGUUUGUAAGAAGAGUUUCUUCAGAAAGGGUGACAUGACCACACACAUGAAAACACACACUGGAGAGAAACCUUUUGCUUGCUCAGCUUGUGCUAAAAGAUUCAACACUAAGAAUGACAUGACCACACACAUGAGAACACACACAGGUGAGAAACCUUUUACUUGCUCUGUUUGUAAGAGGUGUUUCUCCAGAAAGGAACGCAUGACCACACACAUGAGAACACACACUGGAGAGAAACCUUUUGCUUGCUCAGCUUGCGCUAAAAGAUUCAACACUAGGAAGGAAAUUAUAUUGCACAUGACAACACACACAAGUGAGAAACCUUUUACUUGCUCUUUCUGUAAGAAGAGUUUCUCCAGAAAGCAAAGCAUGACCAGACACAUGAGAACACACACUGGAGAGAAACCUUUUGCUUGCUCAGCUUGUGCUAAAAGAUUCAACACUAAGAAGGAAAUUAUAUUGCACAUGACAACACACACAGGUGAGAAACCUUUUACUUGCCCUGUUUGUAAGAAUAGUUUCUCCAGAAAGCAAAGCAUGACCAGACACAUGAGAACACACAUUGGAGAGAAACCUUUUGCUUGCUCAGCUUGUGCUAAAAGAUUUAACACUAAGAAUGAAAUGAUAUUGCACAUGAGAACACACUCGGGUGAGAAAACUUUUACUUGCUCUGUUUGUAAGAAGAGUUUCUCCAGAAAAGAUAACAUGACCACACACAUGAGCACACACACUGGAGAGAAACCAUUUAGUUGCACUGUGUGUGAUAAAACAUUCAGGUUUAAGAAUCAGGUCAGUAGACACAAGUGUGUAACAGUCAUGGAAGCUGCAGGGAUUUAAAAUGUGCUAAAUGUAGUUUAAAAACCCAGCAUGUUUAAUAUGAAUGUAUAUUUGAUGUUGUAUGUAGUGCUUCUCAUCUUCUAGUCUUAUAUGUUGUCCUGUAGUUACUUUUUAUGUUGUGUUUAUUUAUUGAAUAUUAUGUAUGUAACUACUAUUUUAACUUAUUUUCUCACUUUUUAAAGAGAGGGCACCUUAUUUAAAUUUGUUUUUUGUGUGUCAUUUAAAAUUACACAUUUUUUUGAUUGCAUUUUAUUGAUGUUAUUAUCCAAUUAAAAGUAUGAAUGAAUGAAAUUGUUAACAAAAUGUGGACUCUGGUAGAUUAGCAGCAUUGUUACAUCAUGGAUGUUAACUACUGCAAAACAUCAACAAAGAAGAAAAAGGCUGAAGUUAGCUACACAUCACUGAACUUUAGAGCCAUCGUGAGUGGAGUUGCUUGAUUUUAUUGCUGCAUUUGUACUUAUUUC
Messenger RNA from Nerophis lumbriciformis (worm pipefish), 2866 nucleotides. RefSeq lists its product as uncharacterized. Lineage: Eukaryota; Metazoa; Chordata; Actinopteri; Syngnathiformes; Syngnathidae. Gene Ontology annotation, molecular function: DNA-binding transcription factor activity, RNA polymerase II-specific; RNA polymerase II cis-regulatory region sequence-specific DNA binding. The record is from RefSeq and is a predicted model, not a curated record. Gene Ontology annotation, cellular component: nucleus. Gene Ontology annotation, biological process: regulation of transcription by RNA polymerase II; embryo development.